CUUUUCCACAAAAGCGCACCUUGUCCUUCAGCGCCGGGGUCAGUCUUCUGAAGCACUAAGAUCUGUGGAGAUACCUCUUUUUCUUUAAAAUCUCUCUUCACCCAAAAAAAGCAGUCAUGAAAGGGGGCAUGCAAUGCAUUAAAUACCUGAUGUUUGCCUUUAAUUUUCUAUUCUGGCUUGCAGGAACAGCUGUGCUGGCAAUCGGACUAUGGCUGCGCUUUGACUCCAGAACCAAAGGCAUCUUUGAGGUGGAUUCCAACCCGUCGACAUUCUUCACAGGGGUCUACAUCCUGAUCGGAGCCGGUGCUCUCAUGAUGAUCGUGGGCUUUCUGGGGUGCUGCGGUGCAAUUCAAGAAUCCCCCUGUAUGCUCGGCCUGGUCAGUAUCGCUUUUAUAUGCACCCCAUUUGAUACAAAAGGUCCUGUCACAGCAUUUAGCCUGGCUCUUUCAAAAGUUCAGGAAGUUGUGACGGACAUAGAGGAUUUCUACAAAGAGACCUACAACAAUUACUUGAAAACCAAACAGGAAGCACUGAAGGAAACACUCCGAGCAUUUCACUUUGGUUUGGACUGCUGUGGGAUGGGUGGCACUUUUGAACCAAUCGUGAAAGAUACCUGCCCUACCAAAGAAGGCUUAGCUGUACUGUCUUUGAAGCCCUGUCCGCAAGCCAUUCAUGAAGUGUUUGAGUCAAAACUGCACAUCAUCGCUGGAGUUGGAAUUGGUAUUGCUAUUGUGAUGAUUUUUGGCAUGAUCUUCAGCAUGGUUCUCUGCUGUGCCAUCCGCAAUACCAGAGAUGUUGUCUAAAGAGGUCGACACCUGCCUUAUUGUUAAUAGUUCAUUUGUCUAUUUCAAUAUUACAGCUUUGAAAAUAUUGUCUAAUCUAAUUUUAUAAACCAUUUAAAACCCUGUAAGUGCAGUCAUUUUUUUAUGAGUCAUAUUUUUCGUAUUCCAUUUCUUGUAGUUUAGCUACUUCCUUGACUUUUAUAAGGUUUUAGUUGGAGUUAAUGUGAUUUUGCUAAUGUGAUCUAUAAAUAACUUUUUUGUUUCAGUUUUGUUAAAUACAAACAAAUGUUGAGCUUUUACAAUGCCAAAUAAAAUUUACUAAUUUGA
Messenger RNA from Lepisosteus oculatus (spotted gar), 1109 nucleotides. The record is from RefSeq and is a predicted model, not a curated record. NCBI's taxonomy places the organism in Eukaryota, Metazoa, Chordata, Actinopteri, Semionotiformes, Lepisosteidae.